Delphinapterus leucas (beluga whale) is the source of this 1128-nucleotide messenger RNA. RefSeq names its product caveolae associated protein 3 (gene CAVIN3). The record is from RefSeq and is a predicted model, not a curated record. NCBI's taxonomy places the organism in Eukaryota, Metazoa, Chordata, Mammalia, Artiodactyla, Monodontidae. Gene Ontology annotation, molecular function: protein kinase C binding. Gene Ontology annotation, cellular component: cytoplasm; caveola.
AAGGCCAACUCCGCCUGCCUGAGUCACGGCCGGAGCUGGGGAGGAGCCGGGGAAGGCGGCCCCAGCCCAGAGCGCAGCCGGCGGCUUCAGGGAGAGCCAGGCAGGGCAGUCGGGGAGCAUGGGGGAGAGCGCGCUGGAGCCGGGGCCUGUUCCCGGAGCGCCGGCUAGGGGCCCGGUGCACGCCGUCACGGUGGUGACCCUGCUGGAGAAGCUGGCCACCAUGCUGGAGGCGCUGCGCGAGCGGCAGGGGUGCCUGGCUCAGAGGCAGGGCGGCCUGGCGGGCUCCGUGCAUCGCAUCCAGAGCCGCCUGGGCGCGCUGAGUCGCAGCCACGACACCACGAGCAACGCGCUGGCGCAGCUACUGGCCAAGGCUGAGCGCGUGGGCUCGCACACCGAUGCCGCCCAGGAGCGCGCGGUGCGCCGAGCCGCCCAGGUGCAGCGGCUGGAGGCCAACCACGGGCUGCUGGUGGCGCGCGGGAAGCUCCACGUUCUGCUCUUCAAGGAGGAGGCUGAAAUCCCGGCCAAGGCCUUCCAGAAGGCGCCGGAGCCCUUAGGCCCGGCGGACCAGGCCGAACCUGGCCCACAGCAGCCGGAGGGCGAAGGUGGGGAGAGCUCAGACGAGGAGGAGCCCGUGGAGUCCAGGGCGCUGCGGCUGCGGCGCGCCGGGUUGGUGCAUAGCUUGCGAAGGGCCUUUUCGGGCCGGAAAGGGCCUGCAGCGCCAUCCCCCACGCCUGUUAAGCCUCCUCGCCUUGGGCCUGGCCGGAGCACUGAGGGCCAGCCGGAAGCCCAGCCUGAGCCGGAGUCUAAGCAGGAACCAGAACCUCCGCAGGAUACCGAGGAAGAUCCCGGGAGACCUGGGGCUGCCGAAGCAGCAGCGGCUGUGCUCCAAAUAGAGAGUGCGGCCUAAUGGCUGGUGCUGCCUGCCUCCCCCGCGCCGAUGCCUAGCCCCGAAAUAAAUCUUCCUCUCAGAAUGCAGCGUUCCCGCCCAAAUAAGGAGUGAAUCCUGCAUCCACAGCCCAGCACUGGCCCUCCCUUCCUGGCUUCUUAAGCCCAGCACCCUGUGUCCUUUAAAAGAGCAGCCACUCACACCUGCUUACACUCACCGUCAAUAAAAGUCAUGGCACCUAA